AGUUUUGAAGUCUUCAUUCUGUCAUAAGAAAUAAACAGCUGAACAAAUUUGGAAAACAAAUUCUGAGAGUUCUUAAAGCUUGCAGGGAAUACUGCUGCCCUCAAAACUGGAGAGAAAGCCCGAUACAGAAGCUUAAAUUCUUCCAGAGUAGAGGAGCCCCAUGGGAAUGAAUAGAAAAACUACAACUGGAAUUGACAAAUUUAUGGGAGCUCAGCCAACAGGUCUGGAAGUUGUGAACUCCACUGGCCCACUCUUAAGGGAGCAUACCCACAUUUUGAAAUGACAUCAGAUGUACCAUCAUUGGGUCCGGCCAUUGCCUCUGGAAACCCAGGACCUGGGAUUCAAGGUGGGGGAGCCAUUGUCCAGAGGGCUAUAAAACGUCGAGCAGGGCUGGAUUUUGAUGAUGAUGGAGAAGGGAACAGUAAAUUUUUGAGGUGUGAGGAUGAUCAGAUGUCUAAUGAUAAAGAGCGGUUUGCCAGGUCGGAUGAUGAGCAGAGCUCUGCGGAUAAAGAGAGACUUGCCAGGGAAAAUCACAGUGAAAUUGAACGGCGGCGGAGGAACAAGAUGACUGCUUACAUCACAGAACUGUCAGAUAUGGUACCCACCUGUAGUGCCCUGGCUCGAAAACCGGACAAGCUGACCAUCUUACGCAUGGCUGUCUCUCACAUGAAGUCCUUACGGGGAACGGGCAACACAUCCACUGAUGGCUCCUACAAGCCGUCUUUCCUCACUGAUCAGGAACUGAAACAUUUGAUUUUGGAGGCAGCAGAUGGCUUUCUGUUUAUUGUCUCAUGUGAGACAGGCCGGGUGGUGUACGUCUCAGAUUCGGUGACUCCUGUUUUGAACCAGCCGCAGUCGGAAUGGUUUGGCAGCACACUCUAUGACCAGGUGCACCCAGAUGAUGUGGACAAACUUCGGGAGCAGCUUUCUACUUCCGAAAACGCCUUGGCAGAACGCGCUCCAGAUUGCUCUUCACACCCUUCUUCAGGGCGCAUCCUGGAUCUAAAAACUGGAACAGUGAAAAAAGAAGGUCAGCAGUCUUCCAUGAGGAUGUGCAUGGGCUCAAGGAGAUCAUUUAUUUGUCGAAUGAGGUGUGGUAAUAGCUCUGUGGACCCAGUCUCCAUGAAUAGACUGAGCUUUGUGAGAAAUAGAUGCAGGAAUGGACUUGGCUCUGUGAAGGAUGGAGAACCUCAUUUUGUAGUGGUUCACUGUACGGGCUACAUCAAGGCCUGGCCUCCGGCAGGUGUUUCCCUCCCAGAUGAUGACCCAGAGGCUGGCCAGGGGAGCAAGUUUUGCCUGGUUGCCAUUGGCAGAUUGCAGGUAACUAGUUCUCCUAACUGUACAGACAUGAGUAAUGUUUGUCAGCCAACAGAGUUCAUCUCCCGCCACAACAUUGAGGGGAUAUUCACUUUUGUGGAUCACCGUUGCGUGGCCACUGUUGGCUACCAGCCACAGGAACUCUUGGGAAAGAAUAUUGUAGAAUUCUGUCAUCCUGAGGAUCAGCAGCUUCUAAGAGACAGCUUCCAACAGGUGGUGAAGUUAAAAGGCCAGGUGCUGUCUGUCAUGUUCCGGUUUCGGUCUAAGAAUCGAGAAUGGCUCUGGAUGAGAACCAGCUCCUUUACCUUCCAGAACCCUUACUCAGAUGAAAUUGAGUACAUCAUCUGUACCAAUACCAUUGUGAAGAACUCUAGCCAGGAAGCACGGCCUACCCUGUCUCACACCGUCCAGAGGUCUCAGCUGGGUCCCACAGCUAAUUUACCCCUGGAGAUGGGCUCAGGGCAGCUGGCACCCAGGCAGCAGCAACAGCAAACAGAACUGGACAUGGUACCAGGAAGAGAUGGACUGGCCAGCUACAAUCAUUCCCAGGUUUCUGUUCAGCCUGUGGCUUCUACAGGGCCAGAACAUGGCAAGACCCUUGAAAAGUCAGAUGUUCUCUUUGCCCAGGAUAGAGAUCCAAGAUUUUCAGAAAUCUAUUCUAGCAUCAAUGCGGAUCAGAGUAAAGGCAUCUCCUCCAGCACUGGCCCCGCCACCCAACAGCUGUUCUCCCAGGGCGGCUCAUUCCCUCCUAACCCCCGGCCGGCAGAGAAUUUCAGGAAUAGUGGUCUGGCCCCUCCUGUAACCAUUGUCCAGCCAUCAUCUUCGGCGGGACAGAUGUUGGCCCAGAUUUCCCGCCACUCCAACCCUUCCCAGGGAGCAGCCCCAGCCUGGACCCCGAGUACCCGCUCAGGCUUCUCUGCCCAGCAGGUUGCUACACAGGCGACAGCUAAGACGCGUUCUUCCCAGUUUGGUGUAGGCAACUUUCAGACCCCGUCCUCCUUCAGCUCCAUGUCUCUUCCUGGUGCACCCACCGCGUCCCCUGGUGCCGCUGCCUACCCUCCUCUCACAGGUCGUGGACCCAGCUUUGCUCCUGAGGCUGGACAGACUGCAGGACAAUUCCAGACACGGACAGCAGAGGGCGUGGGUGUCUGGCCACAGUGGCAGGGCCAGCAGCCUCAUCACCGGUCCGGUUCUAGUGAACAUGUUCAGCAGCCGUCUGCACAGCAACCUAGCCAGCCCGAGGUCUUCCAGGAGAUGCUAUCCAUGCUGGGAGACCAGAGCAACAGCUACAACAAUGAAGAAUUUCCUGAUCUAACUAUGUUUCCCUCCUUUUCAGAAUAGAACUAUUGGGGUGAGGAUAAGGGGUGGGGGAGAAAAAAUACUGUUUGUUUUUUAAAAACAAAUCUUUUGUAAACAGAAUAAAAGUUCCUCUCCCUUCCCUUCCCUCACCCCUCACAUGUACCCCUCUCUCCCUGCUGGACCUUCCUAGCUCCCACCCUUGCCUCACUGAGAUAACAUUUGUAGAUGAGAUGAAAUGAAUCCCCAAGGCCUUUAGCACUCUGAAAAUCGAGGCUAGGAGAGGUAGAAUGGCUCUCCUUACAUCUCCUGACCAGAAGUUGCACAGUGAUAAUUUGUGCCGGGGUGAAGGGACAGGUUAGAAGAACCUACACCUACUAUUUAUUUGCCUUGGAGACUAUGGCCAAUUUUGGAAAGAAAUUCUGAAUUGGGUGGAAAAGAAGGAGAAAUACCCUCACAGUUGAGCACCAUGAAACAUGGUAGGUAUUGUGGGGCUUUAGGAAGUGAGUACAGGUUCUUUCUGUUACCUGUGAGCAGUUCUUCUGGAAGGAAACAUGUGCGAGUGAGCAUCGGUGCAUCUGUGUGUGUGUCUGUGUCUGUGUGUCUGUGUAUUUGUGUUUCUUCCUCCCUACGAGGGAGUUAUGCAAAUCUGUCCCAGAUUUUAUCUUUGACUUUCUGUAUGCUCUUCAAAGAGUUCUAAGGCGUUAAAUCUUCCAAGUAUUCUCCACUUAGUAUUGCAGCCAAAGAGUAUUUCAAUAGAUAUCUUUGCUGCACUUCUAUCUGUGCCCAGCCAAAGUGCAACUGUAGGCAAAGUCUUGUUGAUAAUGGUUGGUCUCUUACCAAACAUAUUUAGUGAUAAAGCUGGAUCAGUCCCGCUUUUGGUGCUCACCGUACUUGGAAAGAUCGGCAAACAUUACCGAAAUAGGCUGGCAAGAUAAACACUUUUAGAAACCUUAGACUUGUCCAUAAGGUUAAUGCUGCAUAUUUCUGUCAGAAUCACACAUGAUGUGUGUUGUAUAGAGGUUAUUUCUGCAUGGAAACUCAACUUCUUGGAUUAACAGUCCCAGUGAAAAUCCUCACUGUUGAAGUGUAAAACAGAUACCAAGUCUCUUGCAAAAUAGCCUCUUUUAUUCCAUCCUUAAAAAUCUCUCAUCUAGCAAGAAGCAGAUUCCAGCCUCUUCUGGCCUGUAAGUCUUUCCUCUUUGCUCCCCCUCCAAUGUUGAGGUUGGAUUUUGCUUUAGAGCACAAGUAUAAUAAUUCUGUGUGCUAUGGGGUCCUGGACUCCCACCCUAACAGGGUCACUUGGUAAUUAUAGCCAUAUAAUUGUGGAUACAGGUUACUGCUCUCACCCUUUACCUUCCUCAGGUAAAUCACGUGUACCAGCCUUGUAAAAUUUUUUUAGGGCCUGGGAUGUAACUCAGUGGCACUGUACCUGCCUGGCAAGCACGAGGUCCUAAGUUUGAUCUCUGGUACCGCCCCCCAAAAACAAUUUUUUUUUAACUGGCUCCAGCUAGCAUGUAAGUGCAAGACUGAGUAGAUUGGAAGACAUGUUAAGUGUAUUUGUAGGAGACUUAGGAGCACAGACAACCUUGGAGAGGCUGAGGGAUGUUACUUACUGGUCUCUUCCUUCUGUCUCCAGUCUGGUGCCAGGUAAUGCAGUGGAAAGGAGACAAUUUAUUUUUUUAUGCUAUGUGCACACAUACAGUAUACAUAUAUAUUUAUAUCACAAUUUAUGAAACCAAAAAGUUGAGUUUCCAAUGGAAUCCUUGUUUUUUAAUAAUCAAUUGUUUUUAAAUGUGAUCAAGACUAUAAUAUUGUACAGUUAUAGGGUUUUGGGGGGGGGGGACCUGGGAGGGAGAAGAUGCUCUGGGGGUUUUGUUUCUGCUUUUCCUUCAGGGUUUUAUUUUUGAUUGUUUUUUGUUUUGUUUUGUUUUUUUGUUGGCCAUUUCUGUAUUGCUGGCAUCUGUGCUAAUACAGUGGCAAAAAUAAUGACAUGUAGCAAAGAUUUUAAAACAAAAUAUUUUUCCUUUUGUAAACGUUCUUGUGUUGUGUGAUCUCGAUUGCGACUUUAUUACUCCUUUUCGGCUCAUAAACAGCAGACAUUCACAACUAAAGGAAUCCAUAGAUUGAGCUCCAAACACACAGUGUGAGUCUUUCAUUUCAGGGAUCAGACAUCAUAGGGCCUUGAUCACUCAGCUCGCUUCCUCCUCACUCGUCCUCCUGACCCUGACGCAUUCUGAGUAAGAUUGGCCAGGAUGUUCUGACCACACUCUGUGGGGGUGGGGGUUGCCCAAGCCUUUGAGAGAGAUGGGGGAAGAGUUGGGGUUCCAAACCACUGGGCACAUCUGGAUACCUCUCUCCCUGUUAAGUCCUUUGGGUUAAAAAGAAUUAGGGCUUGGGAAUUUGUUUUUGUUUUGUUUUUUGAGACAGGGUCUCACAAGGUAGCUUAGUCUGGCCUUGAACUCA
This is a messenger RNA of Fukomys damarensis (Damara mole-rat), 5079 nucleotides long. It is a transcript of the gene Arnt, whose product is annotated as aryl hydrocarbon receptor nuclear translocator. Gene Ontology annotation, biological process: regulation of transcription by RNA polymerase II. The record is from RefSeq and is a predicted model, not a curated record. Gene Ontology annotation, cellular component: aryl hydrocarbon receptor complex; cytoplasm; nucleus. The transcript has 22 exons. NCBI's taxonomy places the organism in Eukaryota, Metazoa, Chordata, Mammalia, Rodentia, Bathyergidae. Bases 280 to 2658 code for a protein of 792 amino acids. Gene Ontology annotation, molecular function: DNA-binding transcription factor activity, RNA polymerase II-specific; RNA polymerase II cis-regulatory region sequence-specific DNA binding; protein dimerization activity.